AUGCAACGAUUCUUGGACACAUUUGGACUAGGUUAUCAUCAAGCAUUCGUAAGUCGUCUCUUAAUCGUAUUUGGCAUCAAAACAUUAUUCGUCUUAAUUGGUGUUUAUUUGAUCUAUCAGUUUUAUGCAUUUAAUCUUUGUCGUCAAUAUUUUGAUGCUAUACGAAAUGUUGACGCGAAUCUGUCAGAUCCAGAGGAGUUACGAGAACUGCAAUCGACGAGCGAUAAGGUGCAAUCAAUUGCUGAUAAGCCAUGA
This is a messenger RNA of Anisakis simplex (herring worm), 255 nucleotides long. NCBI's taxonomy places the organism in Eukaryota, Metazoa, Nematoda, Chromadorea, Rhabditida, Anisakidae. The record is from the annotation of a GenBank genome assembly.